Molecule: messenger RNA, 534 nt
Organism: Ilex paraguariensis (yerba mate)
Lineage: Eukaryota; Viridiplantae; Streptophyta; Magnoliopsida; Aquifoliales; Aquifoliaceae
Source: the annotation of a GenBank genome assembly
AUGAAACCCCAACAAAAUCACAAUUCGAUAGUCUCAUCAUACAAGGUUCCUCCGAGUGGCGAAAACUCUGCGACAAGGACGCCCACAAAACCAUUCCCCAACAAGCAUUUUGAUCUCGAAACUGUUCUAAAUGCUGAUCUUCGGCCGGUCGCCGUUUUGCCUCAGAAAUCAUUCGUUGGGUUUUUUGGUGCUGAAAAGUUCGAGGCCUUGAAAGGUGCUAUGUCUUUUGAUGAGAUAUGGAAUGAAAUUGACAGAAAUAUAGGAGAGAAUGAUGGGCCAAGGGUUUAUAUAGUGAGUUGGAAUGACCAUUUCUUUGUGCUGAAGGUGGAGGAUAAAGCUUACUAUAUCAUUGACACAUUAGGAGAAAGACUCUUUGAGGGAUGCAAUCAAGCUUUUGUAUUAAAGUUUGAUGAUUCAGCCUUGAUGCAUGAAAUAAAAGAGAGGGAAAAGAUCAGGAGAGAGAAUGGUGGUCCUGAGGAGGAAAGUGAUGAGAUGAUUUGCAGUGGAAAAAGAGUGUUGCAGAGAAUUUAUUAA